Octopus sinensis (East Asian common octopus) is the source of this 3012-nucleotide messenger RNA. RefSeq names its product protein argonaute-2. Lineage: Eukaryota; Metazoa; Mollusca; Cephalopoda; Octopoda; Octopodidae. The transcript has 22 exons. Gene Ontology annotation, molecular function: protein binding; RNA binding. Bases 299 to 2914 code for a protein of 871 amino acids. The record is from RefSeq and is a predicted model, not a curated record.
CACCCUCUCUCGCUUUCACACUUAGCCUCUCCCUCUCUCACUCUCUCUCUUCCUUGCUUGCUGUAAUUAACUUGAUAUGAAAGAAUAGCAGAGAAAAGAUGACGAUGUUCGGCCCAGCACAACUGAUCUAUGUGUUCCUCCAUUAUUAUUUCAUCUGCUGACACCAGAAACUGUUUUACAGACAUUUAUUAUUAUUAUUACCAUUAUAGCUACAAUUCCCCGCCCUGGAUACUUUAUUCCGAAGAUUCUAAAGUGUCUUCACCACCAGCACCAUUGAUCUAUUGUUGGAUAUUUUAACAUGUUUCCGAUGACACCUCCAGCAGCCGGUUAUCAAGAUCCCCAAAUUGCGCCGUCAUCAGUACCAGCCACUCAACAGACACCAUCAACUCAAUUGGUGGAAUUCACUAGUCCACCACGACCAAAUGUCGGUCUUUUAGGAAGAACCAUACAGCUACGGGCGAAUUACUUUAAGAUAUCUAUUCCCAAAGGUUAUAUACAUCAUUAUGAUGUCUGUAUUACCCCUGAUAAAUGCCCUCGACGUGUCAACAGAGAAAUCAUCGAGACGAUGGUACAAGCUUACAGUAAAAAGAUUUUUAAUGAAGAAAAGCCAGUAUUUGAUGGCCGAAAGAAUCUUUACAGCAGGGCAUAUCUUCCUUUUAAUCGAGAACGAGUUGAGCUUGAGGUUACUUUACCAGGUGAGGGAAAAGACAGAAUAUUUAAAGUUGGAAUCAAAUGGGUAGCCCAAGUGAACUUGUUCGCAUUAGAAGAGGCUUUGACAGGCCGAACUCAACAAAUUCCAUUUGAUGCUAUACAAGCCCUUGAUGUUGUCAUGCGACACAGACCAAGCAUGACUUACACACCUGUUGGACGGUCGUUUUUCUCUCAACCCAAAGAUUAUGAACAUCCCUUAGGAGGAGGACGAGAAGUGUGGUUUGGUUUCCAUCAAAGUGUGCGGCCGUCCAACUGGAAAAUGAUGCUGAAUAUUGAUGUAUCUGCUACAGCAUUCUACAAAGCCCAACCAGUCAUAGAGUUUAUGUGUGAGGUUCUUGACCUGCGUGAGAUCGGGGAACAAAAACGACCGCUUACAGACUCACAGAGAGUGAAGUUCACCAAAGAAAUAAAGGGUUUAAAGGUUGAGAUAACGCAUUGUGGUCAGAUGCGUCGUAAAUAUAGAGUAUGCAAUGUGACGAGACGUCCUGCACAGACACAGUCGUUUCCUUUGCAAUUAGAGAAUGGUCAAACAGUUGAAUGCACCGUAUCAAGGUAUUUCUAUGAUAGAUACAAGAUGAAAUUGCAGUAUCCCCAUUUACCAUGUCUUCAAGUGGGUCAAGAACAAAAACAUACUUAUCUCCCCUUAGAAGUUUGUAACAUAGUUGGUGGACAGAGAUGUAUAAAGAAGCUCACUGAUAUGCAAACAUCCACAAUGAUUAAGGCCACAGCCCGAUCAGCCCCUGACAGAGAACGGGAGAUCAAUAGCUUGGUGUCUCGAGCUGAUUUCUGUGGCGAUCCUUAUCUUUAUCAAUUUGGUGUCAGUGUCAGUACAAAAAUGGUGGAGGUCGAAGGAAGAGUAAUCGAUGCUCCGAAAAUUCAAUAUGGGGGACGGACUAAGGCCCUUGCAGUACCAAAUCAAGGAGUGUGGGAUAUGCGAGGGAAACAAUUCUUUAUUGGAAUUGAAAUCAGAGUAUGGGCCAUCGCUUGUUUUGCUGCUCAAAGAUCUGUCCGAGAAGAAUCAUUAAGAAGUUUUACCCAGCAACUCCAGCGAAUAUCUAACGAUGCUGGUAUGCCGAUCAGCGGACAACCGUGUUUUUGUAAAUAUGCUAACGGUCCGGAUCAUGUUGAACCAAUGUUUCGUUAUCUGAAGAACACAUACCAAGGAUUGCAGUUGAUUGUGGUGAUACUUCCCGGCAAAACCCCCGUCUAUGCGGAAGUGAAACGAGUUGGAGACAUAUUAUUUGGCCUGGCAACCCAAUGUGUUCAAGCCAAAAACGUUACUCGCACUUCACCCCAAACAUUAUCCAACUUAUGUCUAAAAAUCAAUGUAAAAUUAGGUGGAAUCAACAGCAUUUUACUUCCAAGUAUUCGACCAGCGGUGUUUAGGGAGCCUGUGAUCUUUAUUGGUGCUGACGUCACUCAUCCACCUGCAGGAGAUGCAACAAAGCCUUCCAUUGCUGCAGUGGUUGGAAGUAUGGAUGGACAUCCAAGCCGAUAUUCAGCGUCAGUCAGAGUACAACAACAUCGACAGGAAAUCAUCAAAGAACUGUCUCACAUGGUCAAGGAUUUGCUGAUGGAGUUUUAUAAAUCUACUCUCUAUAAACCUGCGCGCAUCAUUUUCUACCGAGAUGGCGUGAGCGAGGGGCAAUUCCAGCAAGUGCUGAGUCAUGAAUUGAGAGCAGUGCGUGAAGCAUGCAUAAGUUUGGAGGUUAGUUACCAGCCUGGCAUUACAUUCAUAGUCGUGCAGAAGAGGCAUCACACACGGCUGUUUUGCUCAGAUAAACGUGAUCAAAUUGGUCGAAGUGGAAAUAUACCGGCAGGCACUACUGUUGAUUACGGAAUUUGUCACCCUACAGAAUUUGAUUUCUAUUUAUGUAGUCAUGCUGGUAUACAGGGUACUUCUCGUCCUUCUCACUACCAUGUCUUAUGGGAUGACAACCAUUUUAAUGCUGAUGAGUUGCAAACAUUAACCUACCAACUUUGCCACACCUACGUCCGGUGUACACGCAGUGUUUCCAUUCCAGCUCCUGCGUAUUAUGCGCACUUGGUCGCCUUUCGAGCACGCUAUCAUCUUGUUGAAAAGGAACAUGAUAGUGGCGAGGGGAGCCAUCAGUCUGGGAACCAUGAAGAAAGAACUCCAAUGAUGAUGGCAGGUGCCGUGACUGUGCAUCGAGAUACUAUCAAAGUGAUGUACUUUGCAUAACUCAAAAAAAAAAAUGAUAAAUAUCGCUCCUUGGACUAUUUUUUCCACCUCAACAUUUCAGAAAAAAGACAGCAAUGAAAUUACAACAACAACAACAA